UUGAAAACAGCCAUGCCUGUUCAACCAAAGAAACUUUAAGUAGUUAUAGCUUUAGAAUGAUAGUUUAGAGAAGUUCCAGGUUUAAUGGUUCGACUCUGAAGAGGCAUACAAAACUUGUGAGUCUUUCAACUACCAGAGCCUUCAAAGUUGCAUUUGCAAGCUGCCAAAGGGAGAAUAUGGAUAAUCUAUGGCAGGUUACAUCUGCGGUCUUAAUGUUUUUUCACACCUGGCUAAAGAGAUGUUUAAAACAGAUUAAGAGAUAUUUGUGGUUCAAAUGUGGUUUAAACUGGGUUCAUUUCAGUCAAGCUAAUGCAGUAAAGGACAAGUGUGAAAAUCCACAGUCAAUUGUCGGGAGAACAGAUCGAGACUACUCUACCUACUGGCACCAGUCCAAUGGAACAAUGGUGAUGGUACGAACGAGCACACAUACUUUCCAUGUGGAUUUGGAGAGGCUAGCAGACUCCAGCGAAUAUUUCAGAGCUCUAUCCCACUCCAGUAUGAGAGAGACGAGUGAGAAGUUGGUGCACCUGGAAUAUGUUCCAUCUUUAGUCUUCCACAACCUUCUCGAAUUCUGCUUCCUACAGCGGUUCUGUGUUCCUGAGAACCUACUUGGGGAACAUCUACGGGUGAGCACCUAUCUGCUGGCUUCCAGCUUUACAGGUCGUCUACUGACUGCCCUCUCUCAGGUCCUGACAGAAGACACCUGCCUGGGUUAUCUCCAGCUGGCUGAGGAGCUCUGCAGUGAGGAGCUCCAAGAGACUGUGCUAACCUACCUGAGCAGGUAUCUACUGGAGCUUCCACACCUGAGCAAAAACCUGGAUAAAGCCAAACUUCUCACAUUAAGGUUGAAGGGCACUCAACAGUUGUGUUGCCUGAGGAAGGAGAACUUGAUCUCAAGGAUUGACCCAGAAACAGACGCUGCUCGAAAGCUCUUCAGGCUGGAGGAAGAAGGGGAUGAUGGGAAAUGGAUUUCACUCACAGAUCUACCUUUUGGUGCAGAUAAAUGGUGCUUCACCACGGCAGUGCUCUAUAAUUACCUCUAUCUCAUAGGGGGCUGCAGACACCGUGUGAAGAAGGGCUACGAGUUCAAGAUGGCUUCUUUCCGCUACAACCCUUUUACCAAUCAGUGGGUAUCAACUGCUCCUCUAAUUAAGCACAGGCGUCACUUCAGCGCAGCGGUGUGUGAAGGGAAGAUCUAUGCUGUAGGUGGUUGGUAUCUGGAUUCCCUCGUGACGCCCGACUCCAGUACAGGUGUGUACACUGCUGUGGAGAGGUAUGAUCCAUGGACGGACACCUGGGCAUUUGUUUCCUCCCUACCUCUCACGGACUUCCAGUUCAGCCUAUCUCUCUCCCAUGACUCCCCCCUCACAACCAGCUUGGGACACUGCCUCUAUGUUCUGGGGAACAUCCAGAGAACUGGAGAGAAACUGGUGUUGCGCUAUGAUUCUAGACAAGAUUGCUGGUGUGAACUGCUCCCCACUCUAACCCGCUCUAAUGCUGACCUUCCCUGCUUGAACUUCCUAGGAGCUGACAAGAGUCAGUUGAUUGUGAUUGGUGGUAACAAUUCUGAAACCAUUGUAACGUCUUUCUGUGUGGACUCUCAGAAGUGGGGCCAUGUCCGAACCAUGGAGAAGACCACUUUGAUUGGACAGGGCACCAUUCUGCACAAUGAAGUCUACAUGUCUGGGACAAACGACAACUCGAUGGUUAAAUUGAACCUUAAUUCUCUUUCUAUAUUUCCUCUUCCAUCCCUUCCUGUGCCCACCUUCUACGAGAGCCUUUUCCAUCUCUACUUCUGACAAUUUCCUUUAUCAGUCUUUAAGUUGUUUAACCCAUAGCAAUGAACGCAAAAAACACACAAAUGUACUAGAUAUUUGUUCAUAA
Messenger RNA from Xyrauchen texanus (razorback sucker), 1884 nucleotides. RefSeq names its product kelch-like protein 42. The transcript is spliced from 4 exons. Gene Ontology annotation, molecular function: protein binding. NCBI's taxonomy places the organism in Eukaryota, Metazoa, Chordata, Actinopteri, Cypriniformes, Catostomidae. The record is from RefSeq and is a predicted model, not a curated record. The coding region runs from base 177 to 1799 and encodes 540 amino acids.